Molecule: messenger RNA, 990 nt
Organism: Strongyloides ratti
Lineage: Eukaryota; Metazoa; Nematoda; Chromadorea; Rhabditida; Strongyloididae
Product: ELM2 domain and SANT/Myb domain and Homeodomain-like and SANT domain-containing protein
Exons: 2
Coding region: 1-990 (329 amino acids)
Biological process (GO): negative regulation of transcription by RNA polymerase II
Cellular component (GO): nucleoplasm
Molecular function (GO): histone deacetylase binding; transcription corepressor activity
Source: RefSeq, a predicted model, not a curated record
AUGGAAUCUGAACAAUCAAGAGACUCAUUCAAUUCUGAAUAUGAUGAUGAAGAUUAUUAUGAAGAUGAUGAAGCUACUAUUGAGGAAGAAGAAAAAAAUCUAACAGAGUCUGUUGUUGAUGAAUUAAAAGAAUUAGAAAAUGAUAAUCAAUUGAGUGUAGAAGAAUUGAGAAGAAAAUAUUAUGGAAAUUCAUAUGAAGAUGAAGAAAAAACUAAUCCUAUUAACUGUGAUGAUGUUUCAUCUACUGUAAUUAAUGACAUCCAAUACAAUGAAGUUGUCUCUACAUCUUCUGUCAAAGAAAUUUCAGAGACUGCAGUUUUAGUUAGUGAUCUUAACGAUAGUUCUUUAGAUGAUGAAGAAGAUGAGGAAUAUAUUCCUGAAACUUAUGCAAGAUUUAGAUUAUUACAAAUUGGAGAAAGAUACCAAGCAGUCAUACCAAAAUAUAAUCCAAAUAAAAUUUCACGAAAGAGAAAAGCACCUUCUGGAAACAAUUGGUGUGAAUAUAGAGGAGCUAAAUUAUGGGUUCCAACAGAUAGAAUUAGUAACACUGAAAUGGAUAAAUAUAUUGAAGAAGCAACAAAAUUAUUAAAUGGUGAUAAGAGUUAUCGUGAGGAAGACUUAUUGUAUUUAUUAUUAAAAUCUAACUAUGAAAUAAAACUCGCCUUAUCUUUAAUACCAGACGCUUUGGAACAUGUACAGUUGCCAGUUAAAACAAUACCACCUACAGGAAUAUCAAAACCUUUUACAGAAUGUGAAAUUAAUACAUUUGAAACUGCUAUAAGAAUAUAUGGUAAAAAUUUUUUUAGCAUUCAAGCUAAUACUAUGCAUAAUCGUACUGUUGGUGAAUUAGUACAAUUUUAUUAUUUUUGGAAAAAAACUGAUCGUUACAAGGAGUAUAAGAAAAGGUUUGAAGCUAAUAAUGAUGAGAACAAAGUUACUGAAAAAAAAGCUUAUUUAGAAGGGAAAAGUGAAGUACACAUUCAUUCUUAA